Molecule: messenger RNA, 873 nt
Organism: Acanthosepion pharaonis
Lineage: Eukaryota; Metazoa; Mollusca; Cephalopoda; Sepiida; Sepiidae
Source: the annotation of a GenBank genome assembly
AUGACACUAUCAGCUCGUCAGGGGGGAAAAGGUACGUCGAGCGGGGAGCAGAUCACGCUUCAUCACCCCCUCUCUCUGUCACUCACAUUCAUUUAUCUUUCUUUCAUACUCACUCUCUCUCUUCCCCAUCUAAUCUCUCUCACCUUAUAUUCUCUUAAUUUCUCUCUUCUAUUCCAUCCUAUCCCUCUCAAACUGUAUCUUUUAUCUCCCUCAUCCUUUCUUUCUCACCCUCAUACUCCCUCUUUCACCUUAUCCUAUCACUUACUCUCAUCUCAUCUAUUCAUCUCAACCUGUCUUUCACUCUAUCUUUCUCAUCACAAUCGUACUCUCUAUCACUCUCAUUUUAUUUCUCUCAUCCCAUUUCUCAUAAUCUCUCCUCUUUUCGCGCAUCCCCCCCUCUCUCUCUCUCUCUCAUCCUAUCUCUUUCAUUCUAUUCCUCUCAUCUCAUUUAUAGUCUCUCUCUCAUUCUAUCUGUAUGUUCCUAUGUCUCUCUUCCUGCCUCUCUCACUUCAGCGCCAUAUUUCUCUCAUCUUUGUUAUAAUCUAUCAUCCCCUCUCUCUCUCAUUUUAUCUAUUUCUCCCAUCCUCUCUCUUUAUUCAUAGUCUAACUUUCAUUCUAUCUCUCUCACCUUAUUUCUCUCAUCCUCCCCCCUCUCUCUCUUACUCACAUCCACUCUCACCUCAUUCUCUCUCUCACCCUAUCUCUUAUACACUAUCUCAUUUCUCAUCCGCUCUCGUCCCUCACACCCUCUCUUCGUCUUCUUACAGUCUGGCAAAGCGUCUUUCUUUCAUGUGUCUGGCUAUAAUAUGUCUCUGUGUGGCUUCAUUUAAUUCGUUCUGGUUUGCAUUCACAUAUUCUUUUCAUUCCUUAUGA